CGUUGGUUAUCAUGUUUGUCAAGCAUGCUAACCUCGCUUUUACAUGUGUUCUUUUUGCAUUGAUUAGCAUAAUGUCUAAAAAACCCCCAAAACAGUCGAAUAAAUCGAAAGGCAAGGCCAAAAUAAAAAUUUUCAACAAUAGGAAGAAAGCAACGACUCCGGAAUCGGCUGCUAUUGAGAAGCUUCAAGAAAAAUACGAAGCUAUUGAUGUUUCUACCAUUAAUAGUUUCGAUGACUUACCUUUAUCCCCAAAGACUCUAAAAGGGCUUAAAGAAUGUGGUUACACAAAACCUACGGACAUUCAAAGAGAAACCAUAAAAUUGGGUCUCACGGGGAAAGACAUUCUAGGGGCGGCUCAGACUGGUUCUGGCAAAACCCUCGCGUUUCUUAUCCCGAUUCUGGAACGCUUGUAUUGCAAACAAUGGACGCGACUGGACGGUCUUGGAGCCUUAGUCAUCACGCCAACGAGAGAGUUGGCUUAUCAGAUUUUUGAGGAAUUGCGACGGGUUGGGGAACACCACGAAUUUUCCGCGGGUUUAAUUAUCGGAGGCAAAGACUUAAAAUUUGAGAGGAAUCGAAUGGAUCAGUGUAAUAUUGUGAUUGGUACACCGGGCCGAAUUUUACAACACAUGGAUGAAAACCCGCUGUUUGAUUGCGUAAAUAUGGAAAUACUGGUCUUGGAUGAAGCUGAUAGGUGUCUAGAUAUGGGUUUUGAACAAACCAUGAACGCAAUUGUCGCGAAUUUGCCAGCAAAGCGUCAAACUUUGCUGUUCUCAGCCACGCAAACUAAAUCAGUGAGAGACUUGGCGCGUUUGAGUUUGAAAAAUCCUGCGUAUGUCUCCGUGCACGAACACAGCGAAUAUAGCACUCCUAAAGGACUGCAACAGAGCUAUGUUGUCUGUGAGCUCAAAGACAAAGUUUCGAUUUUGUGGAGUUUUAUCAAAAAUCACUUGAAGCAGAAGAGUAUCAUUUUUCUUGCGAGCUGUAAAGAAGUUAAAUAUGUCUACGAAAUAUUUUGCAGGCUAAGGCCUGGUGUGAGCUUAAUGGCAUUGUAUGGCACUCUUCAUCAAUUAAGAAGAAUGGACAUUUACGAAAAUUUUUGUAAGAAAACCUCUGCGGUGCUUUUCGCAACUGACAUAGCUGCCAGAGGUUUGGAUUUCCCAGAGGUUCAUUGGGUGGUUCAAGCCGAUUGUCCUGAAGACGCAGCUACGUACAUUCAUCGCGUUGGCAGAACUGCUCGGUUUUUCCGAGGAGGAGAAAGUCUACUUCUUCUUUUACCAAGUGAAUUAAAAAUGUUGGACAAUUUGAAAGAAAAGAAAAUUCCGAUUGAGAAAAUAGACAUAAACCCCCUGAAACUCAACAAUCCUGUGCGAAAAAUGGAAGCUUUUCUUGCACGUGACCCCGAUUUGAAGGACACAGCUCAGAGAGCGUUUGUUUCUUAUGCCAAGUCAGUGUUUCUUAUGAAGGAUAAGAAAGUAUUCAAUGUUCAGGCGUUGGAUACCGAUUCGUUUGCACAUUCUCUUGGUCUGGCAAUCCCUCCAAGAAUUCGAUUUUUGCAAAGACUCAAUGCUAGGAACGCGAAAAUACAGCAAAGUAAAAAUAAAAUUUAUUUCAACGAUGAGGAUGAAGAGAAAAAAAUUGAAACGGCCGUUUCGACCGACAGUGGUGUAAGUGACGAUGAAAAACCUUCCGCUCCGUUCCACGUGUCCGACGAUAGUGAUAGUGAUGACGGAGUUUUAAAAGUGAAGAGAAAAGAUCACGACAUAGACUUACCAACCGAUUUUGAAUUGGAAGAAAAUAGUAAAAACAAAAACAAGAAACCUGUGACUAAAGCAGCAGUCGCUAAGAAAUUACUAAAGAAGAAAAUUGUUCCAAACAAGAAAAUUGUUUUUGAUGACAGUGGCGAAGCUGUAACUGUUGGCUUGAAAGACAAGAAGUCACAACUGGCCAAAGAGUACGAAAAUGAAGAUAAGGGCGGCAUUGAUAUUGAGACUGCGAAAUUGGUGCUCAAGGAAGAAGAUAAAUUUGACAAACAGCUGUUUAAAGACAAGGUCAAGGCAAAACAUAAAGAGGAAAAACGCAAACUUAAGGAAUUGAAGAAGGAGGAAGAAGCGGAAAAGGACGAGUUUGGAGAAUCGGAGUCUGAGAACGAACCCGACUUAUCAUGGCUUCCAGAUCCUGAUAAAAUAUAUGGGAAAGGGGAACAAGAGGAACUAACAGAAGAAACAAUUAAACCCAAGAAGAGGAAAUUAAAAUCAGGAGACACAAAUAAGGAAUUACCAGUCAAAAAGAAGAGAAAGAAAGGGAAAAUCAGCAAAAUUAGUUCAAAUCUUGACGUUAAUGAAGCAGAAGAAUUGGCAUUAAUGUUACUCAGAAAUAAAUAAACGAUUAAUUUUUA
Molecule: messenger RNA, 2398 nt
Organism: Tribolium castaneum (red flour beetle)
Lineage: Eukaryota; Metazoa; Arthropoda; Insecta; Coleoptera; Tenebrionidae
Exons: 4
Coding region: 12-2384 (790 amino acids)
Biological process (GO): rRNA processing
Cellular component (GO): nucleus
Molecular function (GO): ATP binding; RNA helicase activity; nucleic acid binding
Source: RefSeq, a predicted model, not a curated record